AGGCUCGGGGGCCGGGCCGCUUGCGUCGCUUCCCGUGGGCUGGCGAAGGGAAGGGGAGAAGCGGAGGGAAGGGGAGGCGCUGCCCAUGCAGAGCAGGCAGCAAGAGCCGCCGCGGCGCUCUGGGGAGCAGCCGGAGCUGGAGCAGCCCAGGGCAGCAGGAGACGCCGUGGAGGAGCCGGAGGAGGAAGAGGCGGAGGAGCCCGGCCGGGCCCGGGCCCCCUACGCCAUGGAGAUCGAGAAGGAGUUCCGCCGGCUCGACCAGGCCGACAGCUGGGCCGCCAUCUACCAGGACAUAAGGCAUGAAGCCAGUGACUUUCCAUGUAAAGUGGCCAAACUCCCCAGAAACAAAAAUCGCAACAGAUACAGAGAUGUCAGCCCAUUUGACCACAGUCGAAUUAAGCUGCAGCAGGAUGAUAAUGACUAUAUCAAUGCCAGUUUGAUAAAAAUGGAAGAGGCGCACAGGAGCUACAUCCUCACACAGGGGCCUCUGCCAAAUACUUGUGGUCACUUUUGGGAGAUGAUUUGGGAACAGAAAAGCCGUGGCGUUGUCAUGCUCAACAGAGUGAUGGAAAAGGGAUCAAUAAAAUGUGCACAGUACUGGCCGCAAAAAGAGGAGAAAGUGAUGCUCUUUGAGGAUACAAACUUGACGUUAACCUUGAUAUCAGAAGAUAUAAAAUCCUACUAUACAGUACGACAGUUAGAAUUGGAAAACCUCACAACACAUGAAACUCGAGAAAUCCUGCACUUUCAUUAUACAACGUGGCCUGACUUUGGAGUCCCCGAGUCUCCAGCUUCGUUCCUCAACUUCCUGGUCAAAGUGAGAGAGUCGGGGUCACUGAGCCCCGAACACGGACCCAUUGUAGUACACUGCAGUGCAGGGAUUGGAAGAUCAGGAACUUUCUGCUUGGUUGACACUUGUCUCCUUUUGAUGGACAAAAGAAAAGACCCUUCUUCCGUCGACAUUAAGCAGGUUCUUUUAGAAAUGAGGAAAUACCGCAUGGGGCUUAUACAGACUGCAGACCAGCUUCGUUUCUCAUAUUUGGCUGUUCUAGAAGGAUCAAAAUUCAUUAUGGGAGACUCAUCUGUGCAGCAAUGGAAAGAGCUCUCUAAAGAAGACUUGGACCCCCCGCCGGAACAUAUUCCCCCACCACCAAGACCACCCAAACGAACCUCAGAAAUGAAUAACGGAAGGGUGCACGACCACAUGGAAAAUUCUUCAAAGCAUCGGGUGACGGAGGAGGAAGUCGCGUGUGCCGUGAGCGCUCUGGUGGCGAAGGUUCCUGAUGGCAGAGAUCACCCCUCUGAGCAUCCAGACAUGGAGAGCACUAGUCAAGACACUGAGCUUAGGAAGAGAACUGUCGAUGCCUCGCCACAAAGUGAAGAGAUGGUCAAGUCGGAAGAAGAAGACGAUGAGAACAUGAUGUCAACUUGGAAACCAUUUCUGGUCAACAUUUGCAUGUUCACUGUCCUGACAGCAGGAGCAUACCUCUGCUACAGGGUAUGUUUCCAUUGAUAGACAUGCCAGCGAUGGUAUCGAGAACGCCAGUAGCUUCGUCGGCGUUUUAACUUUUGUUACAAUAAAAGAAAGCUAAAGCGGGGCAUCCAAGCCUUUGCCCCAGUGGAAGUAUAUCUUAAGUUUGAGAUGCUGGAACUUUGGUUAGGGCUUAAAGAGAAAAUUGAUGCACUAGGGUUUAAUAUUAGCCCUAUGGUCCCAAGAACAUAAUAUUCUAAUCUCAGGGCCUUAAGAUAUUCAGGAGUAAGCAGAGAAUAUGCCAAAUAAGUCUUGUGGGGUGGUUUUUUUCCCUUUCCUUAUUUUUUUAAAUGGAAUAAUAAGAGUUUACAACACAUUGUUUUUUUAAGAAGUCUUUUAAAGCCAGUUUUUGUUCCUUUGGUUGUUGUUUUUCGGGGAGGGGAAGCCAGACACAAGUGAAAAAAUUGCUUGUAUUCUCCAAGUGUUUGUAACCAAAUACAUGAUUGGGUUCCUUAAAUCACCACUAUUGGGUUCCUUAAAUCGCCCAUACAUGCACACACCCCUGAAGAAUGUACAACUUUUUAUUUUAUUUUAUUUGAGAGGGGAGAGCUCUUUACUGCAUGCCUUCUAAAGACUGAGGACUCUCUAAAGAACCACUUUUUUUUUGUAAGUUCUGUUGCUUAAAUUGGCUGCUGCUCAGGAGCCCCAGUAAAUGAAUGGAGAUUACAUAAUACAUGC
This is a messenger RNA of Lacerta agilis (Sand lizard), 2209 nucleotides long. It is a transcript of the gene PTPN1, whose product is annotated as protein tyrosine phosphatase non-receptor type 1. The record is from RefSeq and is a predicted model, not a curated record. NCBI's taxonomy places the organism in Eukaryota, Metazoa, Chordata, Lepidosauria, Squamata, Lacertidae. Gene Ontology annotation, molecular function: protein tyrosine phosphatase activity. The coding region runs from base 86 to 1513 and encodes 475 amino acids. Gene Ontology annotation, biological process: protein dephosphorylation. The transcript has 9 exons.